Molecule: messenger RNA, 587 nt
Organism: Condylostylus longicornis
Lineage: Eukaryota; Metazoa; Arthropoda; Insecta; Diptera; Dolichopodidae
Gene: PDCD-5
Product: programmed cell death protein 5
Exons: 2
Coding region: 190-579 (129 amino acids)
Cellular component (GO): nucleus; cytosol
Molecular function (GO): DNA binding
Source: RefSeq, a predicted model, not a curated record
UUGUAAUAUUUGACGUAGGAAAUCUUUAAAAAUAUCAAACUAUAUUUGUAUAAUUGUCUUUAGUAGAAGUAAAAUAAAAAUAUAGUUUAACACUUUCUUUAUAUAUUUCAAAAAAUAUUAAUUUAAUCUGAAAAUAUAAAACAAUUUUUAUACCUAUCCAACCUUAUAAACUAAAUAAAAAUAUCAAAAAUGGAGGAUGCUGAACUACAAGCCUUACGUCAACAAAGAUUAAAUCAACUCCAAACGGAAAAUGCCGGUGCUGAUAAAAAUGCUCAAAAACAAGAGCAACUUCAACAACAAGAAAUGAUGAAAAAUUCUAUAUUAUCACAAGUUUUAGAUCAGGAAGCUAGAGCGCGGUUAAAUACUUUAAAACUAAGUAAGCCGGAAAAAGCCCAAGGGGUUGAAGCGAUGAUAAUACGUAUGGCUCAAAUGGGCCAAUUAGGAGGAAAAUUAGACGAUACGCAAUUUGUUUCGUUAUUGAAUCAAGUAAAUGCCCAAAUGCCAUCACAAAAGUCAACAGUUAAAUACGAUAGGAGAAGAGCUGCAAUUGAUUCAGAUGAUGAAGAUUAUGGUUGCUAAUGAAAAAA